AUGUGGGUUCAGGAUAGAGGAGAUGAUGGGUGUAGUAGUAGCAGUGGAGUGAUCCUUUUCUAUUGGCUGACAGUGGCUCCUCUUCUUGCAGGGAAGUAUUACAUUGCCACCAUGACGAUGAUCACGGCCUCCACCGCCCUCACUAUCUUCAUCAUGAACAUCCAUCACUGUGGCCCCGAGGCCAAGCCCGUCCCCAGGUGGGCCAAGAAGUUCAUCCUGCAGUACAUGUCGCGGAUAUUCUUUGUCUACGAGGUGGGCGAGAGCUGCAGGAGGCCACAAACCGAGCCAGAGGGGCCCCCCAAAGGAACGGCCAUAAACGGGCAAGCCAAAUGGGAGGAGCCUGUGGCAACCGGACAGAAGAAGUGUCCAUACAGCGGCUCCAACACCAAGAUGGCGAAGGAGGAGCUGGACUGGGGGUGUGAGGACGAUCACAAGGCCUGGAGAGAGGCCGCUGGGAAAUACGAGCGCUCCGAUCACGGCAAGGGUGGGAAGGGAUGCCGGAGCCAUUGUCUGUGCCACAAUGAACGCCUGCUGAAGAACGUUGAAUACAUGGCCAACUGCUUCCGGGAGCAAAGGUCGGCUCAGAAACGGACCGGCGAGUGGAAGAAGGUGGCCAAGGUCAUGGACCGCUUCUUCAUGUGGGUGUUCUUCAUCAUGGUCUUCUUCAUGAGCAUGCUCAUCAUGGGCAAAGCCAUCUGAAGGAGGUUCUGAUGGAUCCGGGCCG
This is a messenger RNA of Nanorana parkeri, 724 nucleotides long. RefSeq names its product neuronal acetylcholine receptor subunit alpha-9-I-like. The transcript is spliced from 2 exons. The coding region runs from base 1 to 699 and encodes 232 amino acids. Lineage: Eukaryota; Metazoa; Chordata; Amphibia; Anura; Dicroglossidae. Gene Ontology annotation, cellular component: membrane. Gene Ontology annotation, biological process: monoatomic ion transport. The record is from RefSeq and is a predicted model, not a curated record.